Phyllostomus discolor (pale spear-nosed bat) is the source of this 2707-nucleotide messenger RNA. It is a transcript of the gene TMEM185A, whose product is annotated as transmembrane protein 185A. NCBI's taxonomy places the organism in Eukaryota, Metazoa, Chordata, Mammalia, Chiroptera, Phyllostomidae. The transcript has 7 exons. The record is from RefSeq and is a predicted model, not a curated record. Gene Ontology annotation, cellular component: dendrite. The coding region runs from base 241 to 1293 and encodes 350 amino acids.
AGUGCGCAUGCGAGGCCACUGUACGGAAGCUCAGAAGGAGGGGGCAGGAGGCUGCGGCUCAGGUUUCUCUGGGUGGCGGCGGUGGCGGCGGUGGCGGCGGGUGGCAGCGGUGGCGGCAGCAGCAGCAAAGGAGACACGGCUGGCGAGGGCACGAUGGACCCGCUCUAAAGCGCAAGCUACGAGGCGCUGGGGGCUGGGGGGAGGGGGGAGGAGGAGGCCGCCGCAGUGAAGUUCUCCACCAUGAACCUGAGGGGCCUCUUCCAGGAUUUCAACCCGAGUAAAUUCCUCAUCUAUGCCUGUCUACUGCUAUUCUCUGUGCUGCUGGCUCUUCGUCUGGAUGGCAUCAUUCAGUGGAGUUACUGGGCUGUCUUUGCACCAAUAUGGCUGUGGAAGUUAAUGGUCAUUGUUGGAGCCUCCAUUGGAACUGGAGUUUGGGCACGAAAUCCCCAAUAUCGAGCAGAAGGAGAAACAUGUGUAGAGUUUAAAGCCAUGCUAAUUGCAGUGGGUAUCCACUUACUCCUGUUGAUGUUUGAAGUGCUGGUCUGUGACAGGAUCGAGCGAGGCAGUCAUUUCUGGCUUCUGGUCUUCAUGCCGUUGUUCUUUGUUUCCCCGGUGUCUGUUGCAGCUUGUGUUUGGGGCUUUCGACAUGACAGGUCACUGGAGUUAGAAAUCCUGUGUUCUGUCAACAUUCUCCAGUUUAUAUUCAUUGCCUUAAGACUGGACAAGAUCAUCCACUGGCCCUGGCUUGUUGUGUGUGUCCCACUGUGGAUUCUCAUGUCCUUUCUGUGCCUGGUGGUUCUCUAUUAUAUUGUAUGGUCUGUCCUGUUCCUGCGCUCCAUGGAUGUGAUUGCAGAACAGCGAAGGACACACAUAACAAUGGCACUGAGCUGGAUGACCAUUGUCGUGCCCCUUCUUACUUUUGAGAUACUGCUGGUUCACAAACUGGAUGGCCAUAAUGCAUUCUCCUGUAUCCCAAUAUUUGUCCCCCUUUGGCUUUCCUUGAUCACUCUGAUGGCAACCACAUUUGGACAGAAGGGAGGAAACCACUGGUGGUUUGGUAUUCGCAAGGAUUUCUGUCAGUUUCUCCUUGAAAUCUUCCCAUUUUUGAGAGAAUAUGGAAACAUAUCCUAUGACCUCCAUCAUGAAGAUAAUGAGGAAACAGAAGAAAUCCCAGUUCCAGAACCUCCUAAAAUUGCUCCUCUGUUUCGAAAGAAGACCAGGGUAGUUAUCACCCAGAGCCCUGGGAAGUACAUCCUCCCACCUCCCAAAUUAAAUAUUGAAAUGCCAGAUUAGACACCACUUCCUGUGGCAGAACCCAAGUGCACUGGGAUGCAUGCACUCCUCUACCUUCCUCUGCCUCUUUGUUGCAAUCCCUCCCAGAACUGGAACUGGAGCUAGAGUUCUAGGUACUUCCAUCUCAUGCCUUGUUUGCACUCAGUGCCUGCCGGUGACUCAGCACAAUGGGACACACAGGUGGCAGGUGAAUGGGACAUGUGUAGUGGUUUAGGGUGUGUCAGUGGUUGUGGAUGCAUUGGAGGGAGCACGUGUGAGAGGGAGAGAUCAAGCUGGUUCAGACCCAUUGGUGAUGGCUAAUUAGGCUAGAGAAGUAACAUCUAUAGUGCUGGUUUUCAAAGAUCUAAAAUUCCUAUCAAAAGUGUUAUUUGAAAAUUAUUUUUAAACCAGGCCAGCAUCACCUUAGCUCGAAUUCUCCUAUUGUGGCAUGGUCAGUAGGAACUGUAAAUAGACGUUUCUGGCACCACAUGUGUAUCCACACCAUCAUUACUGUUUGUGUUCUUGCUGUGUAAAUAGUUUCUAUUUGGGCAUGCUGACAGCAGUUUUUAAUGGCACAUCAGUGAUCCCUUUCUAAUGGAGUGACUGUGCUUGUAUAGUAUUUAUAUAAAUAGUUUAGCAUUGUAAUAUACCAUGUUAAAUCCUAGUUCUGUACAGUAUAUUCUGUUACAGUGUUUUUAUGCAAGCUUGUACUGGAGACAUACACGUUCUGUUGCAGAAGUAGAAGUUGGUGGUACACCUGUUCCAUCCACUGUGGUGCCACCUCUUAACAGGACAUCUCUAUUUCCUCUUGAAUUUCUCUACAUACAUAGUAGCUGCUACUGCAGAGCAGCCACAAUAAGCAAGAAAUGCCUGUAUUUUUCUAACAUUCUGGGAAUAUUGGCUUGCGAGAAAACUAGUACUAUUUGAAACUGGAACACCGAAGGAAGUUUCUGAGACUAGGAACAGCCAGUGGAAUUAUGUAUAUGAGAAGAUAUGAGGCUUUUUGUCUGCCCCCAACAAGAAUGCUUGUGUCUGGACCCUUGCUUUUGAGUAGGAGGGCAGUUGCUUCAAGAGUUGGUGGUAAAGCCAAGUGUCAAAGAGGAAGAAAUCAGAUCCUAUAGGUAACAGCCUCCUGCCUGGGAACAAGUAGGCCAUUUUAUAAAAGAGGGUAAAAGGAGCACUGACAUUCUCAUCCAGAAAAAGAGUAGAGGGUUUAAGGCAGGCAUCUGCCAACUUGCCUAAACCAGGCUCAACUGAUGUCCACCACAUAUGUGACUGUAGCCUGGCCCUGGCUACCAGCCAGACUGUUCUGUCUAGGGGGAAGGGAGACAUUUGGAAUGGUGUAUCCUUUCCUGUUUGGUGUGUAACAAAUGUAGAUCAGUCUACUAUUUUUGUUUCCUUUAGCUUGUUCAAUAAACUGGUUCCUCAUUUUCAA